Molecule: messenger RNA, 700 nt
Organism: Leptopilina boulardi
Lineage: Eukaryota; Metazoa; Arthropoda; Insecta; Hymenoptera; Figitidae
Gene: mRpL51
Product: 39S ribosomal protein L51, mitochondrial
Exons: 2
Coding region: 150-641 (163 amino acids)
Biological process (GO): translation
Cellular component (GO): mitochondrial large ribosomal subunit
Molecular function (GO): structural constituent of ribosome
Source: RefSeq, a predicted model, not a curated record
AGUUUCCUUUUGGAAAGAAUUGAAAACACACGAUGGACUGUUACUAUAGUAAAUAAAAAUUUAAUUUAAUUGUAAAAUUCACUUAAUAUAUCAUUAAUAUAUAUUAUUAGAAGAAUUGCCAUAAUUGGCAGUGUCAAUUAAAAUCCAGAAUGGCGAGCUUUACCAAAGGUCUGUUUACAACUUUUCGCUCGUGGAUUCCUCAGGUGACAAUUGUUCGACACAGAUAUUAUGCAGAAAAAAUAGAGAAUGGCCCUCUUAUUAAAAGAUAUGGUUAUAAAGAUAGAAUUGACAUGAAAGGUCUUUUGGCUCGUGAAAGUACAAAGCGUGUUCGAUCUAUGCCUUUGUAUCGGCCAAAAGAUGCUUGGUGUGAACAUAGAGCACUUUUUGGUCAAAAUGACUAUAUUGAUAUACUAGGAAAUGAUGCAUUACAUCCAACAAGAAUUUUAUAUAAUAUUCCCAAAUGGUUACGAGGUGUAAGUGGAAAUGAAUAUCAAGUGCUAUUACGAAAGAGAAAAAUAUUUAAACAAGGUAUUUAUCCAGUAAAAAGGCCAACCAAGUGGGUAGAAUUACAAAAACGAAUCAGAUAUUUGUACAGAUUUUUAAAUCGAAAAACAAAAGUUGGAGCAUGGAAGAAACAUUGAAUUGUACGAAAAAGUAUUCUAUUAUUAUCAUUAUUAUUAAAUAAAUCUUUUAGAAAACA